CUUCCCAUUCCAUUUUCUCCAUAUCUUUUUUGUUCUUAAAAGUAUGCAUGCAAAGAAAGAAACAAAGAACAAAAUGGUUUCCAUAAGGUUUCGUAUCUUUGUCUUUGCAAUCAUAUUCAUGUUACUUAACAGUGUUGCAUAUUCUCUUCAAGAUGCUAAGAUGGUGAUGGUGGUUGGAGAUAAAUUAGGAGAAGAAGAAAGGCCCUUGUUGUCCAGACAAGAAAAGGGUACCCUCUAUGCAGUUUCUGCAAGUGUUGGAACAUUGGUAAAUGGAAAGAUAAAUGGUAGGAGAAUGCUGGUGAAGAUGGCGGAGGAACAACAUAUAAAUGGUGACGAGAUGGUGUCAAAGAAAGCUUCGUCUUCUUCAAGUGGAAACCCUAGAAAAGGUGGUCAUAAAAUGACGAAGAGAAGCAAGAAGAUAGAUCAUAAUGAUCAUGAUGAUAAUCAUCAUGUCAAAAUGAGCUCGACUUUCAUGGCUCUUAAUUCUGAUUACCAUGUCCCAAGGUCUCAUCCACCCAAAAAUAACUGACUUCAUAUAGAUAGGGUUAAUGAUCAUACAUUCAAGAAAGGGGAGCAAUUUUGUAGUGCUAGUUUCUUUCUUUCUUUCUUAUACCUUUGCUCCAUCCUUUUAUUUGAUCUUGUUGGUAGGCUAUAUAUAGGUAAAACUUGUGGAAAUCUCAUAUAACUGUACGUUACCACACAUAUAUACUACUAGGAUUAAGACAG
Molecule: messenger RNA, 726 nt
Organism: Lactuca virosa
Lineage: Eukaryota; Viridiplantae; Streptophyta; Magnoliopsida; Asterales; Asteraceae
Source: the annotation of a GenBank genome assembly